UUAAUUCUAAAAAUAAAUAUGCUAAAUGUUGAAUUAACACGCGAAAAUGCAAAAAUGAAUUUGUAUUUAUAUCUAUCAGCAAUUGUUUUACUAAAACCUUACUUGGUAAUAUGCUACAUUACGGAUUUAGAAGUUAAAUUACCUUUAAUAUCUCCAAAGAAGGAAGGUUAUCUUUGUACAUUUGAAUCAAUUGAUUUAGACAAAAUAUAUGCUAUAAAUUUUGAGCCUAGUUUAAAAAACAGGAACGUUGUUGAUCACAUGCUACUUUAUGGUUGUAAGGAGCCAAUCAGAAAAAAAUAUUAUUGGGAUUGUGAUCAAACUAUACCAUGUGCUCAACAGAAUGGUUUGCUACUUUAUGUGUGGAAUAAGAAUAUUUUGCCAUUCAAGUUACCAAAAAAUGUUGGUUAUCAAUUAGGAAUGAGUAAUAAUAUUGAAUACCUUGUUUUGCAAGUUCAUUAUAAUAACUUCAUUUCAGAAAAUCAAAAAGACGAAUCUGGUGUUUUAAUAAGUUAUACUACUAAUCCACCGAAGUUUCUUGGUGGAAUUUUCAUAUUUAAUCCACACAUUACCGCUAAGUCUUCAUUAAAAGAUGUUGGUAACAUAAAUAGUGGCAAUAACAUAGAUAUUGUUAUUGAUAUGGAGUUAGAAUGUACAUAUCAUGGUGAUCCAAUUAUAGCAUUUGCAUAUACUGGUUACAGCUUUAAUAGAGGUUUAACCUCUGCUUAUAGAAUUCGAAAUAGUGAUAGGUAUUUAAUAGGCCAGCUUAAUGCCCUUCAUCUUCAGGGUUUUAUCAUGAUUCCUAAAGAAAAUAGGUCUUUAAUUCAUGGCGCAGAUAUAUUGGCUGCUCAUACCAUCAUUAAUGUAAAUAAAACUGAGUUUUUAAGAAUUAGAAAGAAAAAACAGUUUUUUACCUUCUAUCUUGCGUAUUAUAAAGUGAACACUGGAAACAACUAUGUUAUUGAUGGAUGUUAUCACGUCAAAAGUUUCACAUGGUCAAAUGCUCACUUGUUAAAAGGGGCAUUGUUGGAUAAAGUUGCUCAUGCAAAUACUACAUUAUUACCAUCUAUUCCAUCUAUGAUAUCAAAAAGCAAUGUGUUUAAAUCAAGUAGAUUUUCUAACUAUUCAAAAAAUGAGAAAACAAAUUUAUCUUUAAUAACAUCAAAAUCUAAUAAAUUACCAGAAAGUAUAGAAACAUUUCCUUUGCCUGUCUUUGUUAAGACAUGGAAGCUUAAAGAUGACAUUUUGAAUUUAAUUGCAAAUGUUACAUCUGUUGCAGUUAGUAACAGUGGGAGUAUUAUCAUUUUAAGUAGUGCUGGUAUCUCUAUGGAUGUCGAUUUGUUUGAUGAAGAAAACUACUAUAUAGGUUUACAUGAUCCAAUAAAUGAAAAUAUUAUUUUUAUUUUAAAUGCAGAUGGAAGUCUUAAUAAAACAUUCGGUAAAAACUUAUUUAUCAUGCCAGUGAGAUUAAAAACUAGUCAUCACAGCAACAGCAUAUGGGUUAUUGAUAUUGGACUUCAUCAGAUUUUCAAAUUUUCCAUGGAAAAUCUUUUGGAACCAAGUUUAACAUUAGGCGAGCGACUAACACCUGGUUUUGAUAAUACACACUUUUGUCAACCAUCUGACAUAGUUAUUAUGAAGUCAUUUAUUUUUGUUGCUGAUGGUUAUUGCAACCACAGAAUUAUAAAAUUUGAUGCAAAUGGAAAAUUCUUGAAAGAUUUCACCAGUCCCUCUAGUUCUGCUGAAACCAACCCAUUAGCUCUUGCAUCAGACGACAAUGGUGAACUCUUGUAUGUUGCUUACAGGUAUUCAAUUUUAGUUUUCAAACCAGAUGGAUCGCUAUCACAUGUGCUUGUUAAAGAAACAGAACAUUUAGAGUUUCAUUCUAUAGCAUUUAGCUCUUUGCAAGGUGGUGUUUUGUUUGCAUUAUAUAAUCGUUAUGGAGAAGCUACGCAAGGCUUAACAUUAAAUGCUCAAAGUGGUAAUGUUCUGAAUACUUGGUUUAAAGAUAGAAAGGUUUUUAAUGGUCCAACUAAAAUAUGUUUGUCUACUUAUGAAAAUAAAUUAUAUCUUGCAGUAAAUAGUGAGCAAAAGAUUUUGCAGUAUUACAUUCAAAGUUAUAUGGAGGAGUUUCAUAAUGUAAAUAGGUCUUUUGAUGAAUCUUCGGGAGAUGUUUCAAGUGAAGAUGGUGUUGCUUUGGUCCCUAUUAUUGUUGUAGUUGUUAUUUUGGCAACACCAAUAGUGCUUGUUGCAAUUCUUCUAUUUAUCCAGUUUGUGUAUAAACAUAAAAAAAGAAAUUUCGCUAUUCGUGAACGUGAAUUAAGUCGAAAUCUGCGUUAUAAAACUAUGUUCUUUAGUUGUUGUGCCACACCAAAGUAUCGUUAUUCAGCCGACAGUGGUUUUGAUAAAUUCUUGAAUGACGGUUCGUAUUGUUCAGAUGAAGACGAAAAUGAAAAUCUUUUUACUAGAAAAACCUAAAAUUUUAACAUAAUAUAAUAUAUAAUUUAUACGAAUUAAUUGAUUGUUUAUGUUUUGUUUGUU
Hydra vulgaris (swiftwater hydra) is the source of this 2538-nucleotide messenger RNA. Its product is annotated as peptidyl-glycine alpha-amidating monooxygenase. NCBI's taxonomy places the organism in Eukaryota, Metazoa, Cnidaria, Hydrozoa, Anthoathecata, Hydridae. Gene Ontology annotation, biological process: peptide metabolic process. Gene Ontology annotation, molecular function: oxidoreductase activity, acting on paired donors, with incorporation or reduction of molecular oxygen, reduced ascorbate as one donor, and incorporation of one atom of oxygen; copper ion binding. Gene Ontology annotation, cellular component: extracellular region; membrane. The record is from RefSeq and is a predicted model, not a curated record.